Molecule: messenger RNA, 783 nt
Organism: Drosophila ficusphila
Lineage: Eukaryota; Metazoa; Arthropoda; Insecta; Diptera; Drosophilidae
Product: serine protease 1
Exons: 1
Coding region: 1-783 (260 amino acids)
Biological process (GO): proteolysis
Molecular function (GO): serine-type endopeptidase activity
Source: RefSeq, a predicted model, not a curated record
AUGAAAGUGUUCGUAGCUAUUUUGGCCUUGGCCGUGGCCUCGGCCUCCGCUGCCGCCAUGCCGGGAUUCUCUGCAAGGACCAACACCAAGGACAUCCAGGGUCGCAUCACCAACGGCUACCCGGCGGAGGAGGGCAAGGCUCCCUACACCGUGGGCCUGGGCUUCAGCGGCGGCUGGUGGUGCGGUGGCUCCAUCAUCGCCCACGACUGGGUGCUCACCGCCGAGCACUGCAUCGGAGACGCCGGCUCCGUGACCGUCUACUUCGGCGCCACCUGGCGCACCAACGCCCAGUUCACCCACACCGUUGGCAACGGCAACUUCAUCAAGCACGGAUCCGCCGACAUCGCUCUGAUCCGCAUCCCGCACGUGGACUUCUGGCACAUGGUCAACAAGGUGGAGCUGCCGAGCUACAACGAUCGCUACAACGACUACAACGAGUGGUGGGCAGUGGCCUGCGGCUGGGGAGGCACCUACGACGGAAGCCCCCUGCCCGACUACAUGCAGUGCGUGGACCUUCAGAUCAUCCACAACUCCGAGUGCUCCGGAUACUACGGAACCGCCACUGUGGGCGAUAACAUCAUCUGCGUGCGCACUCCCGAUGGCAAGUCCACCUGCGGUGGCGACUCCGGUGGCCCCUUGGUCACCCAUGACGGCACCAAGCUCGUGGGAGUGACCAACUUUGGAUCCGUCGCCGGCUGCCAGUCGGGUGCUCCUGCUGGAUUCCAGCGUGUCACCUACCACCUGGACUGGAUCCGCGACCACACCGGUGUUGCCUACUACUAA